AUCUUGGCAUGUUAUUGAAGAUUUCAUCUCUCUCCUUAAUUCUUUGCCACCUCCAUUACUGAUACACCAAGAGAUUGAGCAGGCCUAAAAAUCUUGAAUAUCUAUCUCUCUCUCUCUCUCUCUCUCUCUAUAUGAUGUUUCCUUUACACCAAAGACAUGAGCUGGUGUUUCAGAUCCCCUCUAAUAUUUCAAGCCAACAACAGAAAAUUCAAGAAGAUCUGAUCAAGGGACAAGCUUCACUGGAGGGGGAGGGCAGUAGUCCUACCAGAAGCGCUGGUAAAAGGGGGCGAAAACUAUUAAUUGGUAUUGGAGAUGAUCAUGAUAACAAGCAGAAAAGAAUUGUGCGUAAAGAGAUUGAAAAGCAAAGAAGGAAAGAAAUGACUGACCUUUAUGCGUCGCUUCGUUCACAACUCCCUAUUGAGUAUAUCAAGGGAAAGCGUUCAAUAUCAGAUCACAUGCAUGGAGCUGUGAAUUAUAUAAAGCUGUUGCAGAAAAAGAUCAAUGAACUGAGUAUCACGCGAGAUAAGCUCAAGAUGUUGGAAAAUUCAAUUGGUGUUGGUUCUGCAAGUGGAAGCUCAAAUAAUUGUUUGCCUAACAGUGUCAUGGUUAGCCCAUGCUUGGGUGGUCUGGAGAUUUUGAUCAGUUGUGGCUCAAGUGAGGAUGUGUUCCCCCUAUCAAAAGUGCUUCAACUACUGCUUCUUGAAGAAGGUCUUACUGUCAUUAGUUGUGUUUCCACUAAAGCAAAUGAAAGACUGCUCCACACAAUUCAGUCUGAGGUCAGCGAUCCGACGUGCAUUGAUCUAUCUGUGCUGCAGCAAAAACUGACUGAUUUGAUUAGCGGAAGUUAAAAUUCUAGGCAACAACGUAUCUGUCCUUUACCAAUGAGGGUUUGAGCCCCGUAGUGGGCAAUUUAUGAAAUGUUUGCAUGAAUGCUUGCCUAACCAAAAAAAAUAAAAAAAUAAAAAAAUAAAAAUGUACCUGUCUUUUGGGGACUACUCUUAGUACUAUCAUAUAUAUAAUCUGAUCCAAUUAAUGCAUUUGAAUGAAUUUUGAGCCUAUGAAU
Molecule: messenger RNA, 1063 nt
Organism: Cornus florida
Lineage: Eukaryota; Viridiplantae; Streptophyta; Magnoliopsida; Cornales; Cornaceae
Product: transcription factor bHLH118-like
Exons: 3
Coding region: 132-848 (238 amino acids)
Biological process (GO): regulation of transcription by RNA polymerase II
Cellular component (GO): RNA polymerase II transcription regulator complex
Molecular function (GO): DNA-binding transcription factor activity, RNA polymerase II-specific; protein dimerization activity; RNA polymerase II transcription regulatory region sequence-specific DNA binding
Source: RefSeq, a predicted model, not a curated record